Messenger RNA from Trypanosoma cruzi, 348 nucleotides. RefSeq lists its product as uncharacterized. NCBI's taxonomy places the organism in Eukaryota, Euglenozoa, Kinetoplastea, Trypanosomatida, Trypanosomatidae. The coding region runs from base 1 to 348 and encodes 115 amino acids. The record is from RefSeq and is a predicted model, not a curated record. The transcript has a single exon.
AUGGGGAGCAAUGAGGAGUUGAAUGGGGCACGUCGGAUGGGAUCACAGCGCAAGACUGAGCAGCAGCGGCAGCAACAAUUCUCCGCCAACGGCCUUUUGACCUCAGAGGCUCUGGCGCGAGAAAAUCUGGGCUCGGAAUUGUCGCGGGGGAAAGAAGAGGCGGUCAAAAUUGAGUUGCAGACGCUCGUGGAGAGAAACCCCUCUCCUGCAGCAGCAGCAGCAGCAGCAACUGCAACAAAUGCGGCAGAGGCAUGCUCAGCGACGCCAGCAGGAGGUGGUGGCGUUUUGCACGGCCAAUGGAGGGAGCUACGCCAGCGAGAGAUGGGAGGAAAUGAUGCAGGCAGAUGA